This is a messenger RNA of Fibroporia radiculosa, 1560 nucleotides long. RefSeq lists its product as uncharacterized. Bases 1 to 1560 code for a protein of 519 amino acids. The transcript has 13 exons. NCBI's taxonomy places the organism in Eukaryota, Fungi, Basidiomycota, Agaricomycetes, Polyporales, Fibroporiaceae. The record is from RefSeq and is a predicted model, not a curated record. Gene Ontology annotation, molecular function: monooxygenase activity; heme binding; oxidoreductase activity, acting on paired donors, with incorporation or reduction of molecular oxygen.
AUGGACCUGGCAUCCAAUCCAAUCGUUCUAGCUGCUAUCAUUGGUCUUCUGCUCUGCGCAUUCGUGGUCUCUCACACUCGUCUGCGGAACAAGAAGCUUCCUCCAGGCCCAUCUCCACUCCCGAUCAUAGGCAAUCUUCAUCAGCUACCCUUGGAGUAUAAGCACCAGGUCUUUGCCGAAUGGGCCAAGAAAUACGGAGAUAUAUUCUACCUCAAUGUGUUCCACAAACCAACUGUAGUAAUCAGUUCUGUGCAAGUCGCCCACGAUUUGCUGGAGAAGCGUGGUUCGAAAUACUCUGACCGGCCACGGAUGGUCAUGCUGAAUGAAAUAAUGGGUUUUGAUUCUGUUCUAUCGAUAUUGCCAUAUGGAGACCAGUGGCGGUUACAUCGGCGAUGGUUUCAAUCGGCAUUCCAGGCAAAUACUGCAGAGCAAAACUACCGCAGCCUGCAAGAGAGAGGGGUCCGGCGUUUGCUGUCAGUGUUGCUCGACGCGCCUGCUGAUUUCAUGCUACAUAUAAAGAGAUAUUCUGGCUCAGCGAUGAUGGAGAUAGCUUACGGUCAUCCGUCAUCGUCUCCGGAUGUCGACUUUAUGGAUUGGGCAGACAAGCUUCUCACGGAAACAUUCGAACUCGGCAGUGCAGGCUCGACCCUGAUAGACUUCUUUCCCAUCCUGAAAAAUAUACCAAGCUGGAUGCCUGGAAAUGGACUCAAACGAAGGGCUUGCAACCUUGCAGCCAUGGUGAGGAUCAUGCUUGAUGAGCCAUACGAACGGGUGCAGAGAGCGCUGGCCGCCGGAUCUACCCAGCCCUCGUUCCUAUCUGAAUUACUCGACGAGUACUCGAAGAAAGGUUCGAUAACUCUGGAGGACGAGUAUAAUUUAAAGGGUGCUGCUGCUAUGGUUUACAUAGCUGGCACUGACACGACAAUCUCCGUGAUGAUGUCAUUUGUGCUCGCCAUGGUGCUGUAUCCUGACGUCUAUCGAAAAGCACAAGCAGAGAUCAGUCGAGUAGUGGAGCAGUCACGUCUGCCCGUCUUUGAGGAUAGAUCUUCGAUGCCGUAUUUGGAAUGCGUGCUGAAGGAAGUAUACCGUUGGGGAUGCCCUCUGCCUUUCGUUAUACCACACCGAUUGUUGGAAGAUGACGAGUAUCGAGGUUAUCAUUUGCCGGCUGGGUCUCUGAUUAUACCAAAUGUCUGGGCUAUGUUCCGCGAUCCGGAUUUAUUUUCCGACCCUGACCGUUUCAUGCCAGAGCGAUUUGAGGAAUUUGAUUUUAGUUCUAAUCCGACUGUACCAGAUCCGUCCAAAGCCGCGUUCGGCUUUGGUAGAAGAUUUUGCCCUGGCCGAAAUUUUGGAGAUUCCACCGUCUGGCUAUUUGCUGCCAGCGUGUUGUCCACCAUGGACAUCUGCAAGGCAAAAGACGAAUUUGGCCGCGAAGUCACACCUAAGCCGCUCUUUUCAGAUGCUUUUGUUAGUCACCCACUCCCGUUCAAAUGUGAUUUUAAGCCUCGGUCGUUACAAGCGAUAGAGACCAUUGUUUCAUCUAGUAAGACUGACAUCGCAUGA